Agrilus planipennis (emerald ash borer) is the source of this 1021-nucleotide messenger RNA. RefSeq lists its product as uncharacterized. The coding region runs from base 204 to 713 and encodes 169 amino acids. NCBI's taxonomy places the organism in Eukaryota, Metazoa, Arthropoda, Insecta, Coleoptera, Buprestidae. The transcript has 2 exons. The record is from RefSeq and is a predicted model, not a curated record.
AAAUAACUUCCACAAUGUUAACCUGCGCCCAAAUUUGCUAUUCAGUCUAGCAGUGGGAAAGUCCGAGUUCCUCCACACAACCAUACACAACUGAGGUACAAGAAUAGAAGACAAUUCAACAUUUUAUAAAUAAAAUUCCUGAGACUGGGCAGUGUUGAACAGCUAAAAGCAACCAGUGCGAAUAAUACAGAAUAAAAGUGAAAAUGUCCUGCAAAUCUGCGACUGGUAACAGUGUGAAAAGUAACAGUAAUUACGACCCCAAUCAUUGGGGUAGAGCUCCUAGUACAGACAUGAAUGUAAAGUUCGCUGGGGAGGAGGCCAAAGAUCGAAUGUACGAACCAAAAGAAAAAAAGAAGUUAGUGAGGGUUUUGACCGUUAUCGCCUACAUAUUUUUCGUAUCCCUUGCAGCUAUUAUGCUCUCUUUGUACUAUGUUUUUAUAUGGAAGGGGUCUCAAAGAGAUUUUUACAAACCUCGGACUUUUGUUGUUACACUGCCCACCAAGUGCUCCCAUGUAGCAGAUGCUGAACCCGAAGCCGAGGCUAUUGUAGAGUUACCCAGAGACAUGGAGUCACCAAUAAUUCAGGAAAAUUUAAGCGAAAAAAAUAAAUCACGCAUCAUCUCAUCUUUUGAUCGAAAGGCUGAAUUUUCAAAACCCGCGGUCUAUUUCGAUAAAUUUUUCCGAAUGAGGCGAGAUAAAUUCCGAGCAACAUGAAAAAGAUUGAUGACAUUGCAAUCAAAUCUGAAACGGAAUUAUAUUGAGCUGAACAAGAUGUUGACGAAAGUAUUUCGUAGUCGUACGUCAAAAUUUGAAUGGAAUAAAUUAACUGAUAUUUCAUUAAUGAAUUAACUACUUACAGAUUUUUGUAAAAUAGACUGCACAAAAUGUGAUACCUUUUGCUGCAUUUUAUAAAAUAUUAAGUAGUCGAAAAUUUGUAGUUUAUGUACAAAAUAUUAGUUAAGUAGAAUUUAUAUUAAUGUUUGCUAAUUGUAGUACAAUGUUAUCGUACGGACUGAAAUAUA